Messenger RNA from Rotaria sordida, 9678 nucleotides. The record is from the annotation of a GenBank genome assembly. Lineage: Eukaryota; Metazoa; Rotifera; Eurotatoria; Philodinida; Philodinidae.
AUGCCCAGUGAAACCACGACUAACAAAGUAUCAUUAUCCACAAAACCAACAGAAUCAAGAUGGUUGGCUAUAGCUAAUUUACCUGAAACGGCUACUGAAGAUACAAUCAAAGAAUGUUUUAAACGACAUGGCCGUGUUCAAUCAGUUAGAAUUGAUGAUCAACGUUUUGCAUUUGUUGCUUUUUUGGAUGUACGUACAGCAUCAAAAGCACAUAAUGCUGAAAAUAUUCUCGAUGAAAAACGUUUACGAACAGCAUUUCAUGAUGGUUCUAAUUCUGUACCAAAAGCAUUAUUAGAACCUUGUCCACAAUUAAUUCAACCAUUGUCAACUUCAAAUAUAAUAUUAUCUGAACAACCAUCACCAUUGAUUUCUUCGACAAUUGUUGAACCAUCAUCAUCAUCAUCUUCGUCUUCAAAUACAUCAAAUAUAACAACAGUGACAAAUUCAUUAUCGUCUAAAACGAUAAAUGGUGAUCGAGAUAAACGUAUAUCACGUACACUUGAUAGUCCUGAUGAAAAUGUUCGACAUCAAGUUGUACCUGUUAAACGUGAUUCUGAUUCAUCAGGAAGUAAGAGAAAAACAUCGUCGACAAAAAAUUCAAAAACAACAAAUAGUUCACAUUCAACAAUACAAAAACCACCACGUCGAAAACAUGAAAAUUCAUCACCAUCAUCAUCAUCUUCAUCAUCAUCAUCAGAAUCCGAAAGAUCGAGUGAUGAUAGUAUUUCAUGUAAAAAUCGUCGUCGUAAUCCAACUAAAACUCAUUCAUCAUUAAAUGAUGGAAUGGGUAAAACAAAAAUAUUAAAAAUUUAUCAUUUACCAUCAAAAACUUCUAAAGAAUCAUUACGCGAAUCACUAUGGAAUUUAUUUGUUGAUUUUAAAAAAUCAGGUCGUUUAUUAACAGUUAAAAUUGAUGGUGAACAUGAAUCACGUUAUGCUUUAUUAACAUUUAAAAAAUCUGAUGAUGUUGAUAAAGCAUUAACAUUUGCAAUAGCAAAAACUUUAUAUGGUGUUAGAUUAAAAGCUGAACCAUACGAUGGAAUUAUAAAUGAAAAUGAUGAAUGUGAUAUAAUGAAACGUACAAUAUGUUCAGAUCCUGAUAUUGAUGAAUAUUCUAUAAAAGCAACACGUACUUUAUAUAUAGGAAAUCUUCAAUCAGAAAUAUCUUAUAAUGAAUUACGUGAAACAUAUUCAGCAUAUGGUGAUAUUAUUGAACUUGAAAUAAAACGUCAAACACAAUCUCCACAUCAAUUACCAUUUGCAUUUGUACAAUAUGCUGAUAUUAAAAGUGUUGUUAAAGCAAUGAAAGCUUUUGAUUCAAAGCUUUCACGAGAUCAUUCAAUUAAAUUGGGAUUUGGUAAAAGUCAACCAACAAAUGUACUUUGGCUUGAUGAUUUACCAUUAAAUGUAACAGAAUCUUCAAUACGUACUUUUAUAAGUCGUAAUACAAAUUUAUUGACUUGUGAUGUUGUUGAUAUAUUUAUUGAUAAUCGUAACAGUCAUAAAAGUCAAACAGCACAAUGUUUAAUUUAUUUUACUGAAACUCGUGUUGCACAAGAAGCUAUUAAUUCAAUACGUGGAAAAAGACUUGAUUCAAAAAGAAUACAAAUAGAUUUUGCUAGUAAAGUAUUUGUUACAAGAUUUUCGGAUAUUAUUGAAGAAACUAGUCAUAAAAAAAAUUAUGGUGGUUAUCCACCUGAUGCAACUUAUCAUGCAGAAUCUCGAGUUGUAUCAAAACGUAACGGUACAACACGUGAAAUUGUUCCUGAAACAAUUCAAACAUUUGAUACAGCAUCUACGCGAACAAAUAGUAGUGAUCGAUGGUCCAAUGCAUAUAAUAAUAGUAAUCGAUCGCAACAUAAAGGUGAUUCAAGACAUUCAUCUGAUCGUCGACAUUCAAAAGAAUAUGGUAAAGGAACAAAUAGUACAUUAAUAUCCAUUCCAUCAGUUGAUAAUGGAACAAUUUGUGGUUCAUCAUUAAAUGCUCGACGACAUCGUUUAUCAACUUCAUCAAAAGAUAGUCUUUCAAAUAAUCUCUCAUCCGGUCGAAAUCCUCAUCGUAGUAGUCAUAUUCGUCAUCAUGCAUCAUCAACAUCAUCUUCAUCUUCAAGAUCAUCAUCAACAUCAAGUCAUAGUUCAACAAGUACAAAUAGUCUUGAACAUCAUUCAAAUUCACAUCAAAAACAUCAUACAAAUAAACAUACACAUAAAUCAUCAAAAAAACCAUCAAAAUCUUCAAUAAAUAAUAAUAAUAUAAAAAUUUCAUCAGGAAAAAAAUCUUCAUCAAAUAAAGAACAUACAAUUAAAUCAUCAUCAAAUCGUUCAAGAUCAAUUAAAUCAGAAAAAGAUAAUGAUUCAUCAAUAAUCAUUCCAACAUCUCAACAACAACCAAAUCCAGUUAUUCUUCCAAGUUUAACACUUGAAGAUCAAUUUGAAACAAUAAAAAAAGAUUCAACAACACCACCACAACCACCACCACCACCAUUAUCAUCAUCACAAUUACCAAAACAACAAACAACAACAACAAUUCAUUCAUCAUCAUCACCAAAAGCACCAUUAAAAAAUACUGAACGUGUUUUUGAUUGGCUUAUGCAAAAUCAUUUACAUGAUAGUAAUAGUUCAAUGGGCUUAGAUCAAAAUGAUGAUGAUGAACAUACAUUAAAACCAAAACCAGAUGAUGAUAGUCUUGAAAAUGUUAGUGAUGAACAAACAUCAAAAACAUCACCACCUAUUGAAACAAAUAAUUUAACAUUAACAACAAAUAUGAAAUCAUCAUCAUCAACAUUAAUAAAAAAUUCUAAAAAUGAAAAAUCUUUAUUAACAUCAGCAUAUCGUUUACAACCAAUACGUACAGGUAAUAAACGUGAUGAACAAAUUGAUAAUAUAAUAACAAAUGAUAUUCAUUUAUCACCAACACAAACAUUAACAACACCACCACCACCAACAACAACAACAACAAUAAUAAAAGAUGAGUAUGAUAAUCAUACAAAUCAUCGUCGUUUACAUAAAACAAAAUAUCAUUUAUCAACAAAUCAUACAAAAACAAUUCCACUUGAAACAAUAUCAUCAUAUGAUCAAUUAGAUGUACGUUUAAGAAGUUAUCCAUCAUUAUUUAAUGAUCAUAUUGAAUCAAUACGUUUACCAUUUCCACAAUUUGCAUUUGAACAAGUUAAAACUUCAACAACAUCAUCAAAUGUUCUUGUUGUACUUAAUCCAAAAGCACAUUUAAAACAUUCAUCACUUGGUUUAAAUAAUCCAUCAUCAUCAUCAUCAUCAAUACCAACAAAUACAUUAACAUCAACAAUAACAACAAAAUAUGAUCUAUCUAUGGAUACAAAUCUUCUUAAUAUUAAUAAUAAUAAUGAUGAAGAUUUAUCAACAACACGUAUACCACUUGAUGAACGUAUUAGAUUAUUAGAUAAACAAAUGUAUGAAAUGAAUCAUGGACAACAACAAAAAUCAACAACAACAUCAUCAUCAUCUUCGUCAUCAAGUUCAUCAUUAUCACCAGCUAUACUUAUUGAACAACAAAAUUUAAAACCAGUAAUAACAACAACAACAACACCAACAACAACAACAAUAACACCAUCAUCAACAAUAACAAAUACAAAUGCAACAGCUAAAAGUGUUAAUGAACUUGUAUCAACACUUUCAGCAUCAACACCAUCAACAACACUUGCACAAUGUAUACAAGCAGCACGUGCUGCUGCAUUAAAUGCACAACCAACACAAACAAUAUCACCAUCAAAAACAACACCAACUAUAUCAACAACAUCACCAUUUCAUUAUCCAAUUACAUCUAUACCAACAUUAAAUUUAAAUCAUCGAACUAUUUCUGCUACAUCACCAUCACCAACAAAUAUAUCAGUAUUAACACCACCACCGCCACCACCUCCACCUCCACCACCAUUUACAAGUUUACAACGUUUACCAGAUCCAUCAUCAAAUUCAAUAUUAACAACAUUUCAUGCUGCUAUUGCUCAAACACCAUUUGCAACAAAAUAUAAUUCAAUGUCAUUUGCUACUACACUUCAUCCUCCACCACCACCGGUGCCAGCUUCACUCAUAUCACCAUCACUUAAUCUAAAUCCUACAUCAACACAUAAUACACCAUCAUCAAAUAAUAAUCUAAUUCCAACAUUAAAUUGUCCUCCAUCAUCAUCAUCAUCAUCAUUACCUAGUCGUUCGAAUUCAACAAAUCUUUUAAGUCCACCAGCAUCUAAUAUUUCAUCUAUAUCAUCAUUUCCAGAUUCAUCAAUAAAUUCUCCAAGUACAUCAUCAGCUAAAAUUCUUGAACGUCUUGGUCCAUCAGCUAAAGUUAAACGUAAACCAAUUCCACCACCAUUAGCUGUUAAUACAACAUCAACAAAUAUUAAAGAUUCACCUAUUUUACCAUCACCUGAAUCAACAACACCAACAAAUACAGGAACAAAUAUACAUCAUUCACCAGUAACAAUAUCAUCACCUGUACUUCAACAUCAAACAUCUAUUGGUUUAAAAUCAAUAUUAAAACAACGUUCAUUAUCAAAUCCAUCACCAACAUCAUCAUUAUCACCAACAAAUGAACGUAAAUCAUCAACUAAUUAUGUAUCACCAUUAGCAUCAAAUGAAAUACGUUCAACAUCACAAAUAAAUAAUCGUUCAACAUCAAUUGAAUCAACAACAAAACGUACACCACCAACAACACCAACAACACCAACAAUAAUAACAAAUGAAAAGAAAAAAUCUCUUAAUCAACAAGAUACAAAUAUAUUUACAAAUGAUAUUGAUGAACGUCAAACAGAUGAAAAAAAAUCUACAUGGCGUACACCACCACAAACAACAAAACAAACAUUAUCAAAUGAUACAAAAAAGCCAACAUUAGAUAAAAUUCCAAAAAAAUCUUCAGCAAUAUCAACAACAACAACAACAACAACAACCACAAAACCAAAUGUAAAUGAAUCAAUAAAAUCUACAACAAAAAUAAUUAAAACUACUAAACAAACACAUGUUCCAACACUUGGUUCAAAAGUUCCACAAUUAACACUUGAACGUAUAGAUCCAAAAACUUUAAAAACAACAACAACUGGAUCAAUUGAAAAAUCUAUAAAUAAAUCUUUGAAAUUAAAACGUACACAUAUUAUUCAAAGUGAUAGUGAUACAGAAAAAAAAACAAAUGAUAUACAACAUAAAACAAAAAAAUCUUUAUUAAAUAAUGAAAUAACAAAACGUAAACAACAACAUCAACAAAAAAUAAUAACAACAAAAAACAAAAAUCAAUUAAUUAAAACUAAAAAUAAAAUUUCAACAAAUACAAAUAAAAAACAAACAAUUACAGAAAUACAUUCAUCAGCAUCAGAUAAUGAUGAAAAAAAACUUGAACAAACAAUUAUAAAUUCUGAUCAUGAACAAACAUCAACAGAUAAUGAUGAAAAAAUUAAAAAAGAAAUAAUAAUUAAUAAACGAACGAAAAUAACAAAUAAAAAUAAAUUAAAAUCAACACAAAAUCAUAAUAAUUGGAGAGAAUUAUUAAAACAAGAUACUAGUAUGUAUGAUAGAAUUAAAAAACGAGCAAGAAGUGAACAAACACGACAUAGUUCAUUAUCAACAAGUGAAGGUCAUUUAUCUGAUGAAAACAGUGAUGAUGAUAGUAGUGAUGAUGAUAAUGAUGAUGACGACGAUCAAAUGCCUACUCGACCAGUCAAUAUUACACCAAAACGACAUAAUGUUAUGAUGAGUGAUUCAUCCGAUUCUGAAAUUGAUAGAUCUUCAAAAGCUAAAACUAAAAUAUCAACUGCAUUCGAUAAUAAUGUAUUCGAUGCUGAAGAAAGUGAUGAACCAACUAAACCAAUAAUUCAUAAAAAGAAAAUAAAUCAACAACAACAACAACAACAACAACAACAACAACAACAAACACAACAAAUAAAAAAACCUUUAUUAAAAACAAAUAGUGAACACAUAAAAAAAGAAAAAUUAUCUAAAAUUAAUAAUGAUGAACAAUCAAUAACAACAACAAAAAAGAAAUUAUCUACAACAAAGACAAUAGAUAAAAAGAAAUUAACAGCAAAUUCAAUAAAAUCAACAUCAAAAAUAUCGAAAACAACAAUAUCAACAUCAAAACGUCCAUCAACUGAUGAAUCAAAUGAAUCAACUAAAAAACUUAAACUUGAUGAUGAAAAAUCUAAAAUAAUUUCAAUUGAAGAACAACCACCAUCAAUCAUAAUUUCAAAUGAAUUAGAAAUAUCUCAAACAAAUAAAUCUUCAAUUAUUCCUACAUCAUUAUCCGAUGAAACAUCAACAAAUGAACCAAAAAUUGAUGAAUCAUCAACAGAACUACAAUCUCAAACAACAACAACAACAACACCAACUAAAUUUGGUAUUGUAUUUACUAGUCAUCAUCGUCAUUCAACAACAACACCAUCAUCAUCAUCUAUUCAAACACAAUCAACUGAAACAUCAAAAAAUGAUGAUGAAAAUAUGGAGAAUGAUAAUGAAUCAAUAUCUAUACAUAAUAAUGAUAUAACUAUAAAAGAUGAACCAAUAAUAUCAAAUACAAAUACAUUAAAACCACCACCAACAAUAACAACAACACAACCACCAUUAAGUGAUGAUGAAACACUUAAUCCUGAAACAAUGCAACUUAGUGAUUUAAUUAGUACACGUAUACGUGAAGGAAUAAAACCAAUGCAAUCUCGUUCAACAACAAAAACAACAGGUAAAAGUAAACGAACAUCAAAACAAGAUACAUCAUCAUCGAAUAAACGUCAACAAACAAAAACAAAUUCUAAAAUUAUACAAUCUAUAAUAUCAAAUGAAAAAGAAUCAGAAUCAAUAGAUUCUAAUCAAUUAUCAUCUAUAGAACAACCAGUAUCGAUAUCAACAAAUAUAAAACAUUUAUCAACAACAGAAUCUUCAUCUAUAUCAUCUCCAAUUAAUGAUAAACGUUUACGUAAAAGUACAGAUGAUUCAACAGUACAGUUACAAAAUAAAAUUGAAUCUAAUGAAAAUCUUUCACAAACAACAACAGCAACAACAAAUAUACAAACGAAAGAAGAUACUAUUGAAUCAACAAUAUCAUCUGAAAAUAAUAAACAAGAUAUUCCUCCUCCACCACCACCAUCAACAAUAACAACAACAACAACAACUAUUGAUCAACCACAAAUAACACCGAUGGAAACUGAACAAAUUCCAUUAUCAUCUUCAAUAAUAACAUCAACUCAAUCACCACCACCACCACCACCACCACCACCACCACCACCACCACCACCAACAACAACAACACCAACACCAACACCAACACCAACACCAACAACAACAACAACAACAACAACACCAACACCACCACCACCACCAACAACAACAACAACAACAAGUACUGAAACUGAAAUAGCUAUUAAAGCAUUAUGUUCAUCUAUUCAAAUACCUCAACAAUCAUUAACUAAAACAUCUAAUCUAGAAAAAUCAUCACCAAUUAUAGCACCAAUAUCAAAAGAAACAUUACCUAUUGUUGAACAUCAACCAACAUCUAUAACAACAACUCCGAAAUUAUCUUCACAUGUUCCAAUUAAAUCAUCAUUAACAUCAACAUUUAAUGAAAAUGUUGAAGAAACAUUAAGUGCAGUAAAUAGUCUUCUUAUGCUUAAUAAUAAUCCUUCAAAUAUAUCCGGCGAUCAUCCAGCAAUAAAAGGUGCUGCACGUGUAACACCAACAAUAAGUACACCAGUUUAUUCAUAUGUAGCAUCAUUACCAAGUCCAACCGAUCAACAAACACGACAAUUAAUAACAUCAACAACAAGUAUUUCAACUAUUCCAACACAAAAAAGUGAUUUAAUAACAAUGGUAUCAAAUAUUGUUUCAUCAUCAAAUGUUACUGGAGAAAAACAACCACCAUCAGUACCAACAACAACAACAACAACACGAACACAUAUUGAAGAAGUUAUUGAUGAUGUUGCUAAAAGUUUAUCAACAACAACUAGUAUCAUAACAGAACCAACAACAUCUAUUGUUGAUACAAAUUCCUUAUCAUCAUCAACAUCUACUAGUACUAAUAAAUCAACAUCAAUACCAAAUAUAUUACGUGAUGUUAUGAAAACACCUUGUUUAACAUCAACAACAACACCAGCAACAAGUGAAACAUCAAAUUUAUUUGAUUCACAUUGUCAUUCGACAUCACCAUUAAAAACAACAACAACAACAACAACAGUAGCAGCAAAUAAUUCAACAACAACAACAACAAGUUCAUCGACAACUCCUGUUGUACCUGUUAUUAUUCGACCAACAGUAUCAAAAACAUCAAGUCAUAAACGUUCAUUAACACCUAAAACUGAACCAACACCAACAGUACCAUCACCAAUACUGCAUCAAUUUCCACAUAUGCUUACACCAGAUGGUAGUAUAUUUGCUGCAGCAGCAGCUGCUGCUCAUCAUCAAAAUUUUCCAUUUUCAUUAUUUGCACCAUUAUCAUCAAAUCCAACAGGAAAUUCAUCAUCAAAUUUACUUGCUUCAUCACUUGUUUCAAAUUCUCCACCAUUAUCUACACGAACAUCAUCAACAAGUAGUAGUAGUCCAAGUAGUCAUAUUACUAAUAAUCCAUAUAUUAAUACAAUUAUGACUGGACAACAAAAUUCAUCAUCAACAAAUUCAAACCCACAUACACAUGAAAAAGUAUCAAAACGAGAUUCUAUAACUACAAAAACUUCAGGUACAUUAUCAUCAUCAAAUCGUCCAACAUCUAUUCAACAAACAGUACCAGUACCGAUUGCAUUAUCUAUUCCAUCAUCAUCAACAUCAUCAUCAUCAUCAUCAUCAUCAUCAAAUGUAACAACAAAUACUAUUGUUAAUCAACAACAACAGCAAUCACCUUUAUUAAAUUCACUUGAUGCUGCUGCUUUGCGACAACAAACAUCACCAUUACAACAAUUUCUUGGACCAGAUUCUGUUGUACCAUUUCGUAAUGUUUAUGCUGAAGCAUCUGAACUUUAUGGUGCAUCAACAAGUCUUUAUUCAUCACAAAAUAUGGCAUAUGCUGCAGCUCAACAAAUGCUCAAUGUUAUUGGUAUGACUAGUAGUCAUCAUCCAUUUGCUGCUGCUGAAUUAUAUCCAAAUCCAGAAUCAUAUUUUCGUUUAAAUCCACCAACAAAUGAAUUAUCACGUGAUCCAUAUAAUGUUCAAUGGCAAGGAAAUUUAAUAUUAAAAAAUGAUCAAGCAUAUGUUAAAACUCAACUUGUUGCUGGUAGUCCACAAAUAGCACGUGCAUCAAUGAAUUAUUGGAAUUCAGAUUCAUUAACAACAUCAACAUCAAAUUUACAAACACCUUCACAUCAUAAUUUACGUAUAUCACAACGUAUGCGUUUAGAACAAGCACAACUUGAAGGUGUACAAAAACGUAUGCAAAUGGAUAAUGAUCAUUGUAUAUUAAUAGCUGAACCAAAUGGUUCAACACCAGAUGAAAUACGUAUACAACAAAAUAAUUUAAAAAAUGGUGUUAUACGAUAUUUUGAUGAAAAAAAAGCAGCCGGAAUUGUCAAUGUUUUAUUGCCCGGUGCAUCACAACCAGCUUAUGUUGUACAUAUAUUUCCACCAUGUCAAUUUGCAUCUGAAAUCUUACAAAAACGUGCACCGGAUACUUAUCGUUGUGUUGUUCAAAAUAAAAUUGAACAAAUUUAUUUGUUAAUUGUCAUAACGAGUACAGUUCAAUAG